Lobosporangium transversale is the source of this 1859-nucleotide messenger RNA. Its product is annotated as mitochondrial carrier domain-containing protein. The coding region runs from base 47 to 1786 and encodes 579 amino acids. The record is from RefSeq and is a predicted model, not a curated record. Gene Ontology annotation, biological process: mitochondrial transmembrane transport. The transcript is spliced from 5 exons. Lineage: Eukaryota; Fungi; Mortierellomycota; Mortierellomycetes; Mortierellales; Mortierellaceae.
AAAAAAAAAAAAAAAAAAAAAAAAAAAACCACUUGUCUUUGUCAGCAUGGCCGAUUCACUCAGCCAACAGCGUUCUCUUGAUACCGUUGCAUCACCGAUCACGUCAAUGCGCUCAAUAGAAUCUUCUUCAUCCACUCCAACUAUCACAGCUCCACUCACCAGUACCAGCACAGAUAUUGAAAAUGAAGACUCCAGUUUGAUUCAACCCUCUCCAGUACAGCGCAUGAUCUCAGCCUGUGCUGGAUCCCUACUGACUUCACUUCUCGUUACACCAUUGGAUGUUGUCAAAACAAGGCUUCAAUCUCAAACAGUUGUGGCUACGCCCACAUGUGCAGUGCCAUUUACCUUUUCAAGUAACGCGUCUGCAUAUGAAAAGCUCUGUACAUGUUGUCGAGAAGUCUUUUUUGCACCGGAAUCACCUCAAUCAUCAUCAACAACUGUUCGAUCGGUCGCAGCCUCUGCGACUGCAGGAAUUAGACAAAAUAUCGCCAAUGUGCUUGCAGCAGGAGGGAUUGCCAACGCUAUUCGAUCUUCUUCACAACAGCAACCAACUGACUCUUCACUUUCAUCAUCAACAUCAUCAUCGGCAACAGCAAGGUCUUCAUCUUCAUAUCAUCCACAUACCCAUAAUCACAGCCGUACUCGGGGCACAACCGCCGGUUGCGGGCCGAGUAUUCAACAGCAGCAUCAAGCGGGCACGGUCGUGGGAAUGAAAGCGACGAAACAACAGCAACAGCGAUUGGAACAGCUUGCUGCUAAUUGUAUAGAGAAUAACCAUGCCACAAAGGCUGCUCAAGAGCGAUACUUUCAUGGAACCUGGGAUGGUGUCAAGAAGAUUGUUCGGCAUGAAGGUGCAUCGUCCUUAUGGAGGGGGCUUUCACCCACAUUGAUCAUGUCCAUUCCAGCGACUGUGAUCUAUUUCGUGGGCUAUGAUUAUCUGAAAGAUGUACUAUCAGAAAGGGCAAUGAAGGUGGAAAGGGAUGAUCUCUUCCUAGGAGGUUCAUUCAUUUAUGAAUACCGGACUACAUUAGCUCCUUUAGUCGCAGGAGGAUUUGCACGAACCGUGGCAGCGACAGUAAUCUCUCCUUUGGAGUUAUUCAGGACUCGGAUGCAAAGUGUUCAUACAAACAAUAAAGGCAAUUCAGGAUUAUUCCGAGGAGUCUCACAAAGCAUUGUGUCGAUGGUCCGAGCUGAAGGUGUAUUUUCUCUGUGGCGAGGAUUGGCUCCGACUCUUUGGCGUGAUGUACCCUUUAGUGCAAUCUACUGGAUGGGUUAUGAAAAUAUCAAGAAGCGAAUCGUAGCCUGGGAUAGUACUCAUCCACAGCCAGCUCUUAACGAGUUUGAAGUUGCUUUUACCAGUGGUGCAAUCUCUGGCAUGGUUGCAGCUACGCUCACGACCCCAUUUGAUGUGGCUAAAACCCGUCGCCAAGUCGAUAUUUCUCAACCUGUGCACACAAAGACACUCUCGCUCAUGAAGGCCAUCCUUCGAGAGGAAGGAUUUAAUGGUCUAUGGAGAGGUCUAACCGCCAGAGUUGCCAAGGUUGCACCGAGUUGUGCUAUUAUGAUCUCAAGUUACGAAAUUGGAAAGAAAGCACUGUCGGAACACUGGUGGGGCCUUGGUGCUUCUUCAUCAUCAUCAUCACCACCAUCAUUGAUAACAGGAUCUUCUAGUACAGGUGCAGCUAGUGGAUCCGAUGACCGACUAGUCUUAAUGCGCGAGGGUCUUUCACAUCCUAUCUCAUUAGGCCUUUCAGGAACACGAGCACGAGCCACUUCCUCUGCUUGAUAUUAUUAAUUAGAGUAGCAUCUUUAUAAAGAAAAAAUAUGAUUGCUUUGUUCAUGCUUUUACUUAUUGAGCC